GCUCAGCCUUCGCUGCUAGCAGUGUGUAGGAGCCUCUCCCCUCUGCUGCUGUGCCAGACACAGAGGCAAACUCACGGGACACAGAGACACCAUGAAGAGCCUGCUCCCUCUGACCAUUCUGGCUGCCCUGGCUGUGGCAGCCCUGUGCUACGAAUCUCACGAAAGCAUGGAAUCCUAUGAAAUCAGUCCCUUCAUCAACAGGAGAAACGCCAACACUUUUAUUUCCCCUCAGCAGAGAUGGCGCGCUAAAGCCCAAGAGAGGGUCCGGGAACGCAACAAGCCUGCCUACGAGAUCAACAGGGAAGCCUGUGACGACUACAAACUGUGUGAGCGCUAUGCCUUGGUCUACGGAUACAACGCUGCCUACAACCGCUACUUCAGGCAGCGCCGAGGAGCCAAAUAAGAGGACGACGAAAUAACGAUUAUUUUGCUCCAGAGUCUCGUUUUGUAUCCCCCUGCAGUAGCAAUACGGAAGUACACAGACGCAUGAGCAUUGCUUGUUUCCUACAUGAUGUCUUGUCUGGCUGCGCUACUCUUUCCUGUGCCCAGGUUGAAAGUAACAAAAGAACAGUGUUAAGAAAUAUGUUUAUAUAUAAUAAAAUUCUGGUUUGAUACUUUCA
Messenger RNA from Chionomys nivalis (European snow vole), 620 nucleotides. It is a transcript of the gene Mgp, whose product is annotated as matrix Gla protein. The transcript has 4 exons. The coding region runs from base 92 to 403 and encodes 103 amino acids. The record is from RefSeq and is a predicted model, not a curated record. Gene Ontology annotation, biological process: regulation of bone mineralization. Lineage: Eukaryota; Metazoa; Chordata; Mammalia; Rodentia; Cricetidae. Gene Ontology annotation, cellular component: extracellular region. Gene Ontology annotation, molecular function: calcium ion binding.